Messenger RNA from Haliotis rubra (blacklip abalone), 3371 nucleotides. RefSeq names its product major facilitator superfamily domain-containing protein 8-like. Lineage: Eukaryota; Metazoa; Mollusca; Gastropoda; Lepetellida; Haliotidae. Gene Ontology annotation, cellular component: lysosomal membrane. The record is from RefSeq and is a predicted model, not a curated record. Gene Ontology annotation, molecular function: transmembrane transporter activity. Gene Ontology annotation, biological process: transmembrane transport.
CGACAUUUCAAGCGAGACGGAAACAUACAUCCCAAGUAUCGGAUAUGGACGAACCAAACGAACGAUCACCAAUACUGGGAAAAAACAGCUUUAAGAAAAAGGCCGUUCAACCUGGCGAUCUCUCAGACCGGAAACGAUGGUGGUCCAUCAGGGUGAUGUAUUUGACGAUGUUCCUCAGCAGUGUGACCUUCACCUUGACUUUAUCUUCAAUAUGGCCUUUCCUGCAAGUGCUCGACCCAUCCGCGACUGCCGACUUCCUGGGAUGGGUGGUGGCCGCAUACAGUGUUGGACAGCUCGUGGCUUCCCCGUUGUUCGGGAUAUGGGCCAACUGCAGGGGCCAGAGUAGGGAACCUCUCGUGGCCUCCAUUACACUCGGUAUAGGGGCGAACAUCAUGUACGCCUAUCUGCAGACCAUCCCGGGGCCCAAAGGACUUUUAAUGAUCAUUUCUCGUGGGCUCAUAGGCUUUGGUGCAGGAAACGUGGCCGUGGUGAGAGCAUAUGUAGCCGGUGCGACCAAUAUGUCUGAACGAACCCCUGCAAUGGCUAAUGUCAGCAUAUUCCAGUCCGUUGGAUUCAUCCUUGGGCCAAUUAUCCAGUCUGCCCUGGUGCCCAUCUCCUAUCCAGGGCUCGUCGAGCGACCUGAAUUCCACCUCAACAUGUACACCGCACCCGCCAUCUUGGGCGCCAUAUGUUGUACAGUCAACGUGGUGCUACUGUUUGUGGUUUUUAAAGAAUUCCAGGUGCAUGAUGACAUCGUCAUCAACAACAUUCAAAGCUCAUACGAAGAAUCAGUCAAGAAAUACAAGCCGGAUUACUUCGCCGUUAUAUACUGCAUCAUCAUCUUCUUUGUCGUCCUCUUCAUCUUCACGAUUUUUGAAACAAUUGCAACGCCCCUGGGGAUGGACAUGUUUGCCUGGACUAAGAAACAAUCGACGCUGUAUGUGGGGAUCAUUCUUGCGUCGUGUGGAGUGGAAGCAAUUGGAGUGUUUGUCGUCCUGAAGAUCGCCAGCAGAAGGAUAAACGAACGGUACCUUCUAAUCAUGGGGUUUGUGCUGUGCUUUCUGGGAUACUUUGUUCAACUUCCGUGGGGAGAUGGACUCCCGGUGAGAGCUCCAGCAGUAAUGGUGGCUAGUCAAACAGUUGAGCCGACAGGGGUCUUGAAGAGCACGCUGGAUAGUCUCAUGUCUCCAGGCAGCAACUCCACCGAUGGCGGUAUCAUCACCAUGCUGGUAGACAAUGUGACGACCACACUGUCAACAUUAGAUACGACUAUUGCGCCGUUGACGAAGACGGCGAUAGAAGACGCAAAGUCACUUGUCACCGAAGCUUCGGUAGGAACUGCAGCAACGUUAACGUCAAACAUCACAGAAGCCGUCAUGUCGACUGCGAAGGUGUUAACUACAACCACAGCAACGACAACCAUCUCAGAUUCGAUUCUUUCAACGGCGGAGACAUUGACGACAACCGCUGCAACGACAACCAUCUCAGAUUCGAUUCUUUCAACGGCGGAGACAUUGACGACAACCGCUGCAACGACAACCAUCUCAGAUUCGAUUCUUUCAACGGCAGAGACCUUGACGACAACUGAAGCCACGACGACCAUCACAGACGCUAUCCUGUCAACAGCAGCAACAGCAUCCACAUCAACGCCACAACACACCACAGAACACAUACUAUCAACAUAUUCCACAACUGUAAGCAAUAUGACGUCGACACCGCACAGCAACGUUUCUACAACAGUAGAACCAGUUGGUUGCCCUUCAACCAUGGACUGGUGUAACCACACGCCUCCUGUGUAUCUGGCUCAGUACUUAGUUGGGUGUAUUAUAAUAUCAGCUGGGUACCCGGCAGCAAACGUCAUGUGUUAUACUCUCUUCUCCAAAAUACUUGGUCCCAAACCGCAGGGAAUGUGGAUGGGCUGGCUGACAGCGUCCGGCAGUCUGGCAAGAACCCUGGGGCCAAUAUUCGUGUCACAGAUAUAUUAUUCAUUCGGACCUCGCGUGACAUUCGCGGCAGACUGCGCCGUUAUUCUUGUGACAAUUCUUGCCAUUAUCGCUGUGUUCAAAAGACUUGUACCCUGUAAGUAUACAACGGAUUACCAACACCAGAAUGGGACUUCAGUCAACUAGAGAACAAGUGCCAGUUUCUCAAUAAACCUUUGUGAUAUAGGAUGUGCGGUCCUAGAGGAAUGACGAAACAGUCCUCCGCUGGGAUACAGGGACAAUAUUGUUUGACCUAAUCUGGUCAGACAUCAUCAACGAAGUUGACGUUGCUAAAGUCUGACACGAAUACUUCAAACUAUAUCGCGCAUGCUAGUGCGUAUGUGCGUCCCUUUUCCAAUGACAUAAUUUACAAGAAAAACAUCUCCACCACUCCAGCAGAAAUCUAUUUAUUUAUUUUUUUUUUUUUUAUUUUUUUUUUUAAAUUUAUUUACCGAAGUCAUAAUUAGUUCGGCUGCAUCACGGCGGUCAGUGGUCGGCGGUCGAGGCUUGACGAGACAAACCGGUGGUUGAUAUCAUGACCAACGCCCCAUGCCUUCUGUGUACGCACAGUGUAUGAUCUCAUACAGUGCAAACCGGAUAUAGUGCGCUGUACGUUCGUACUCGUUCGUUCGAACAGGUAUGCUCGACCAGAAACGUUUAUUUAAAGGCAAAUACAGUAUAAUAUCACAUGCAAAUAGGCUACGCUUCAUCAAUAGAUAACUUGGACAUAGUAUUUACAGUAAUUAUUAGCGAGAUAUCUGUAUGUUAAUGAAAACACAAAGUUUUUCACCUCUUGCGCAUCGAGCCAAAUUCUACCAGCUUGUGCACUUUCGCUUUUACUCAUAUAUACCAUCAUGUUAGCCUACAGAGCUACCAGUAUUCUAUUCGUAAUCGAUUUUACAAUGUAUGUGAGACUUUUCAUGAUUCAAAGUUGUUUAGUUAUGACGUUAUCAAUAAGUUCACUCGCAACAAUGCAGCAUCACUGUACUGGAUUAUAGCCGAAACCAUUUGUUUCUCUAGAUCUGUACGGAAUAUAGCGCGUAUCUGAAUAACUUCCUGACUGAGAGCUUAUUUAAGGUGGGCUUUAUUGGCAUUUCUGGAAACAUCCAACGUAUGUAUAUAUUGUGGUAGCAUAUCUUCAAAGUAUGUUAUUGCAAAUCGUGAAGGAAUACAUGAAAUUGCUUAAACAUUCGAAGGAUUUAUUUACUGCAAUUUAAAGAAUCUUAGUCAUCUGUUCUUAGUUUGUUAUCACAGACACAUGUCAAUAAACUCGAUUGCAUAAUUCUAUCUUUGGUGAAUAUCGUUAUUAAAUUGUAACUAUAGGUUUACAUAUAACAAUGAUAUAUUGACGAGUUUAUAGUUCAUGCAUACAUUAGUCAUAUGAUGUGA